CCAUGCUCCUAAUGCCUCACAAAACUCGCCGCUUGCCCUUCCCUGUGGGGAGUCGCAGGUGUUGCUACAGCGCGAGCAGGGGAUCCGCUUCUUGUCUUUGCUGCUCGCAUGUCGUCCAGUUCUGCAUGUUCUCCAGCAGUCUUCCCCAGCAGUCUUUCCCCUCGUUCCUGCCUCGCGGCAGCUGCACAACCCGCGACUGUUGGUGCGCAAAGAUGCAGCCUGCAUUGCAAGUCACCCCUUCCCAGCAACAGUGCAGCAUGUGACCUCUGAUGCUUCGGCUCUUGUCGCUGCAAUCGACAAGAGCCGAAGCACUAGCAGCAGCGGCGAGAAGGGACUGGUGUAUCAGUGGGGAGAGGUGUGGCUAAUGAAGCGGCAACACCAACGGGCGCUGUACAGACAGCGCGAACGGCUGUUGCGCUGCUUCUUCUUGGACCUGAACGACAGUUCGGCGGCUUUUGCACUGCCUAUCGAGGCUGGCAUUGACGAGAGCGACGAACCAACAGGUGUUGCGGGAGGAGUGAGUGGCAGCAGCAGCAGCAGCAGCAGUGCAGGGGCGCUUCCCCCCAUCCCCACUCCUUCACAUCCAACUGUCGCUUCAGCAGCAUCCGCAGCAGCAGCAAACUCUGCGCAAGGGCCUAGCCGUGCGCAGCUGCAGAAAAUGCGAAGACGCGCAAAGCAGGAAGUGCUCAAGAUCGACAAGCAACGCAGAAUUGAACUUGUCAAACAAGGCAAAAGUGCUUACGAGUUGAGGGCACUUGCAGCCGCAGAGGAGCUGAGUCGCGAGUUCAGAAUGCGCACGCCGCUGCAGGAGUUUCUGCUGACAGCGGCGGAGUAUGGAGGCGGAAGGCAGCGAGAGUUGCUGCAGCGUUUGAAUGUUUCAUUCGACGCGGAUUUCGUGAAGCGGCAGAUACACCAGAGAGAGCAUGGACAAGCCGCAAGAGGAGCUCCGCUGCUGCACGUGAAGGCAGCACUUCAGCUGUAUGGUGUCUCGCCUGUAGCUGGUCGAAGAGCGCGAGUGGCAAUGCUGAGAUUUCACAGGCCUGAUAUUCGUUCCAGCUUUGCAAAUCCAACUUCGCGCAAACGGGGAGGCGUAUCUGCUGCAGAGAAGCCUUGGAUUGUGCUUCCCCCCGUUGGCAGCGAAGUCUUGCGUCGAAAUUCGGAUGCCUCUUUCGUGGGAGCAGGAGAUACAGUCGACUUUGAGAGCACUGUAGCAGGCAGCAUGCCUUCUCAGGGGGUUAUGGGGGAUUCUCACCCCUCUUUGUGCUUUUAUUCUCCAAAGGAUCUCACGCUGAGCGACGACUGCCCUUUUGUAGUCCUCGAGCACACAGAGCAGCAACCCUUCAUCGUUAACAACCCAGGAAUGUCUUUACGUGUUACUCGAUACGUUCGACCCCUCUCAGCACCACUUCAGGGGUCUGCCGCCAGCGCACAGCCUCAAAUCAAAGCGGAGAGAAUUCGAGCAGAAGAGGAACGGCUGCAGGGCUCAUUGGGUACUUUUGGAGAUUUACGCCUCGUGGAACAAAAUGAGAAGCCUCCAAGUCUCUUUGGAACGGAUAUUCCGCUAGAAAGGGGUGUGUGUGUUGGGCGACUGAGAGGUGCCUCAGGUGAGGGCCAGGCUGUCGUGGAGUGCUCUUUGUUUUCUGCUCUCGUCUUUCCUCAUCCGCAGAAUCCACAGUUUCCUCCUGGGCCAGAAGGGCGCUUUAAUGAUCCUCGGAGAGGCGACUUCCUCCUUAUCCGCAGACGGCACAAAGACGGGUGGAGGGUGAGACAGCUGCAGCCGAAAGUGGAGGUUCCUGCGCCGCAAUCAAAAAAGCUGCUAGACGAACGAAAGCUUCAGUCAAAAGCUUGGGCGCUCAGGUACGUUCGUGAGACGGGAGUCAUGGAGUUGAAGCGUGUCAAGGAGUUGAUGAAAUCUCGUUUUUGUCCCCCAGUGAUAGAGAAGGAAGUGGCUCAGCUACUCAAGCAGCUGUCUCCCAUUGCUCCCCACCGUUUGCCAGUUCUUCCAGAGUCAUCGAUUACUUCUAUCAUCUCUCCAGAAGCUGUGUGUGCCUUGGAGAGUUCCCAUGCCGCCUGGUAUCGCCUUCGCGCAGUAGGCAUCGUCUCCCUGACAACCCCCGACGGGCUCAGUAGCGCAUGCGCAUUCGUGGAGGCGGAAGAGCGAAAGCAGCAGCAAGCAGCAGCUGCUGCACGUCGACGGCUCAGGCAGCUGCAGCUGCAGCAGCAGCAGCGGCGAGAAGCUCUUGGCCUCUCAAACGCUGGAGUAGCGGAGGCAGCUGCGGCGGAAAAGCAGCAGCUGCAGCAGCUUUUCAUGCAGUUCUCAAACAGCAGAGCUGGUCGCCGUUACUCUCCGCUCAUCCGUUUUAUCGAGGAACUGCUUCUCUCCGUGCCGUGGCAAACAACGAAGGAAUGUCGAGAAGUGCUGCAAAACAAAGGCUCGGCUCAAUUUCUGCUGACUGGCUUUGGAGAUCCCUCCUGCGGGAGGGGAGAAGGCAUCACUCUCUUGAAGCGCGGCAGCAGGAUUCGCAACAGCAACAAUCCUCUCGCAGUGCAACAAGCGACUCGGAGGCAAGCGGCAGGUGGCAUUGCGGGCACAGUCGAUGAUCUUCGGAAACUUGGAAUGAUGGAGUUAAGGGCGAGACUGCUCCAGUAUGGGCUCAGCGACGCAGUCAUUAGAACACUUCCGAGAUGGGAUCAAGUUGCGCUUGUUCGCCAAUAUCGCGACGGAUUUGGUGCUGAGGAAAGCAGCGGCAAGGGAAAUAGAGGAGCUGGAACGCGUCUUCCAGCAGAAGAGUAUGAAGCAAAGCUGGCGAGCAUCCUCAAGAGGCAGCAAGCUGCCCUCCGAGCUGAUCUGCCCGUUGUUACAGACACAGAAGAUGAGAUGCAGACUCCUCCUUUGCAGCUGCAGCAACUCACGGAUGGUGCGAGUACUGCAGCAGCUGGACCAAACCCACACCAGCAGCUCGGAGCAGGCGAAGACGUCGCUGAUGCGCUGUUUGCUGGGUGUGAGGAUUCGGAUCAUGAGCAAGCCGACGAGGCAGAAUUAGAAAUGCGAGAACUGCAGGUUCUUAGAGACCGUCAAGAAGCUCGCAGCCAGCGUCCCCUCACGCAGGAAGAACAACUGAGGGCAGAAGCGACGGUGAGAGCUGUGCCGUGCCUGAGGUGGACACGGAAGAGACGGCAGCAAGUUGGAGAUUCUUUUACGGCAGACCGUUGCAUUUUGAUCUACGGCGCUGAGAACAUCAAGGCGUUCCUCGCGUGGAGAGAUCAGCGACUUGAGAAGAAACGACAGCACCAGAUGAGCGCAGUGCACACCAAGGAGGCGCUUGCGGGGAAAAGGGUGUGUAGAGCUUGUGGAAGGCCAGGGCAUAUCGCCUCCAAUGUGAAUUGUCCUCUGUACAGAGGUCCAAAGCGUUUGGGGUCGACGCUGACAGAGCCGAUGGUGGUGAAGAAGAAGAAGCGUCGAGGCUUUGGGAACGACUUGGAUCUGCUGUUGACAGCUGAGCCAGGUUUAGAAGGGGGAGGUUCUCUCUGCAGCGCGAGCGCGGGGGGGGUUCCCCUUUCUCCCUCAGGCCGACCUCGUCGUGGCGAGAGUACCUUGGCAAUGGCUGCUGGAGGAGGCAGUAGCGAGAGCAGCGAAGAAGACAGCGGCGAUGAAGAGGGCAUCGUUCGGGGAGGCGCGGGAGGAGACUCAGGGGGGGAUGCUGCUUUCGACAGUGCCUUUGAGGAUGAACCUUACUCCGAAGAGGAGUUCGAGGGUGUCAGCAAGGCACCUAAAAGCACCCUUUCUAGGUCGAGUCGAUCUCUGACAACUCGAAAGCGAAGCAAACCAGGAGGAGGAGGAGGCGCAGCAGAUGGAGAUCGCCUGGCAAACUCGCAGCAACCCCUCGAUGCUCUCAACGUGGCAUUCGCCAGAGUCGUCAACUUGCUGCUGCAGCAACAGUCUCUUAAGCCGUUCGUAAGCCGCGUAGAUGAUCGUGUGGCCCCUGGAUAUUCCGUGAUCGUCAAGAAGCCGAUGUUUCUGCGAAAGAUUCUUUCCAAAUGCAGGGAGAGACAGUACACUUCUGUGGCUGCCUUCAAGGCAGACAUCGACCUCAUCGUGUCCAACUGCUUCCUCUUCAAUCCUCCUGGAUCGCCUUCAGCGUGGCUUCGGGAUAGGGCUCUACAACUACAGCAACUGGCGAUGCAGCGUGUGGCAGAUCAGCCUCAAAUUGCAAUGUACGAGGCAGCCAUGGCGCAGACCGCUUACCAGGUGCAGCAGCAGCAACAACCGCACUGUGGUGGUUUCGGGAUAUACGACGACUAA
This is a messenger RNA of Cyclospora cayetanensis, 4303 nucleotides long. RefSeq lists its product as uncharacterized. Gene Ontology annotation, molecular function: histone acetyltransferase activity; TBP-class protein binding; RNA polymerase II general transcription initiation factor binding. Gene Ontology annotation, biological process: transcription by RNA polymerase II; RNA polymerase II preinitiation complex assembly. The record is from RefSeq and is a predicted model, not a curated record. NCBI's taxonomy places the organism in Eukaryota, Apicomplexa, Conoidasida, Eucoccidiorida, Eimeriidae. The annotation marks the transcript as partial. Gene Ontology annotation, cellular component: transcription factor TFIID complex. The transcript has 16 exons.